Striga hermonthica is the source of this 1008-nucleotide messenger RNA. NCBI's taxonomy places the organism in Eukaryota, Viridiplantae, Streptophyta, Magnoliopsida, Lamiales, Orobanchaceae. The record is from the annotation of a GenBank genome assembly.
AUGACUCUGAGAAGCGCCGGCGGUCGACACUGGAAGAAGGUGUUCCAAAUGGGUAUUAUUAUCUCCCUCUUCCGCUCACCCUUUAACCCCUCUAAAUGCAAAACAAUGGCGAAAAUGGCGGUUGCGAGAGUGAAGUUGCUGAGGAACAAGAGAGAGGCGGUGAUUAGACAGAUGAGGCGCGACAUUGCUAUGCUUCUCGAAUCUCGUCAAGAUGCCACCGCUCGCAUUCGAAUUGAACAUGUGAUAAGAGAACAGAAUAUUAUGGCUGCAAAUGAGUUGAUUGAAAUUUUCUGUGAGCUAGUUGUGGCCAGACUCUCUAUCAUUGCAAAGCAAAGGGAAUGUCCUGCGGACCUUAAAGAAGGUAUAUCGAGUUUGAUAUUUGCUGCCCCUCGAUGCUCAGAUAUCCCGGAGCUCUUGUCUAUUCGUGACGUUUUUCAGAAGAAAUAUGGAAAGGAUUUUGUGUCUGCUGCAACCGAUUUACGACCCAAUGCUGGUGUGAAUCGCAUGCUUAUUGAGAAGCUCUCUGUGAAGACCCCAUCUGGUGAAAUAAAACUGAAAGUUUUGAAGGAAAUAGCCAAGGAAUUCCAGGUUCAGUGGGAUACAGCAGAAUCCGAGGAGGAGCUACUGAAGCCACCUGAAGAGCGUAUUGAAGGACCAGAAAAGUUUGUAAGUGCUGCAAGCAUGCCUUUGAAACCAGGCGAAAAGCAAUAUUUUGAGCCCAUCAACUUACCAGACAGAGAAGAUAAAAAUAGCAAUAAUAAUGACUGCGAUGAAGAGAUUGAGAUGGAGGAACCACCGAAAAUCGCGAGAAGACAUGGCUACAACAACUAUGCACCACCACCCAAAUCGGAAGAGAAUGAUGAUGAUGAUGAUGAUGGUAUGAAUCGACCACCGCCCAACCGCCCGGCCCCACAACUUCCCACCAGGCGCGUGCAUCCUAAGCUGCCCGACUAUGAUGCACUCACUGCCCGUUUCGAAGCUCUUAAGCAUGGCAAUGGACACUAUUAG